CGCACGGUCCUCCUCCCCUCGGGUGUCUCUCCACUCCUCCGCCAUGCACUGACCCAGACUCCGCUGCGCGUCAUCAUCCUCGUCGUCAUCGCGAACAAUAGCGCGAGCUGCAGGCCUGGUCGCACGCGCGGUCAGAGCGAUGAUCAGCGGCGUCUGAAGCGCACGGAAGACUCGAGCAAUCGGUGAAGAUGGCGAACGACUCUCCGGCGAAGAGCCUGGUGGACAUCGACCUCGCGUCUCUGCGGGACCCUGCUGGGAUCUUCGAGCUGGUGGAAGUGGUCGGGAAUGGCACCUACGGACAAGUGUACAAGGGUCGACAUGUCAAAACCGGGCAGCUGGCGGCCAUCAAAGUCAUGGACGUGACUGAAGAUGAAGAAGAGGAGAUUAAGCUGGAGAUUAACAUGCUGAAGAAAUACUCUCAUCACAGAAACAUCGCCACGUAUUACGGCGCAUUCAUCAAGAAGAGUCCCCCAGGACACGACGACCAGCUGUGGCUGGUGAUGGAGUUCUGUGGAGCCGGUUCGAUCACAGAUCUGGUGAAGAACACUAAAGGGAAUACUCUGAAGGAAGACUGGAUAGCAUACAUCUCCAGAGAAAUCCUCAGGGGUCUGGCUCACCUGCACGCUCAUCACGUCAUCCACAGAGACAUCAAGGGCCAGAACGUGCUUCUGACGGAGAACGCCGAGGUCAAGCUAGUGGACUUCGGUGUGAGCGCUCAGCUGGAUCGAACCGUGGGCCGCAGGAACACCUUCAUCGGGACGCCGUACUGGAUGGCUCCAGAGGUGAUCGCCUGCGACGAGAACCCAGACGCCACGUACGACUACAGGAGUGACCUGUGGUCCUGUGGGAUCACUGCUAUAGAGAUGGCCGAGGGCGCUCCUCCGUUGUGCGAUAUGCAUCCCAUGCGAGCGCUCUUUCUCAUACCCAGAAAUCCUCCGCCCAGACUCAAGUCCAAGAAAUGGUCUAAGAAGUUCUUCAGCUUCAUCGAGGGCUGUCUGGUGAAGAACUACACGCAGCGUCCACCCACCGACCAGCUGCUGAAGCACCCCUUCAUCAGAGACCAGCCCAACGAGAGACAGGUGCGCAUCCAGCUGAAGGACCACCUGGACCGCUGCCGCAAGAAACGAGGAGAGCGAGACGAGACCGAGUACGAGUACAGCGGCAGCGAGGAAGAGGAGGAGGAGGCACAGGAGCAGGAGGGAGAGCCCAGCUCCAUCGUGAACGUGCCGGGCGAGUCGACUCUGCGGCGGGACUUCAUCCGUCUGCAGCAGGAGAAUAAGGAGCGCUCGGAGGCUCUGAGACGCCAGCAGCUCCUCCAGGAGCAGCAGCUCCGUGAGCAGGAGGAGUACAAGCGGCAGCUGCUGGCCGAGCGACAGAAGCGCAUCGAGCAGCAGAAGGAGCAGAGGAGGCGUCUGGAGGAGCAACAGAGACGAGAGCGAGAGAUGAGGAGGCAGCAGGAGCGAGAGCAGAGGAGGAGAGAGCAGGAGGAGAAGAGACGUCUGGAGGAGCUGGAGAGGAGACGCAAGGAGGAGGAGGAGCGCCGAAGAGCUGAGGAGGAGAAGAGGAGGGCUGACCGCGAGCAGGAGUACAUCCGCCGGCAGCUGGAGGAGGAGCAGAGACACCUGGAGAUCCUGCAGCAGCAGCUGCUUCACGAGCAGGCCAUUCUACUGGUGGACGAGCGUCACCGCAGGAGCGUGCAGGGUUCUCCUCAGACCGCCGCAGUCCUGCAGAAGCAGCCUCCAGCCGUCCCUCCGCGAGCAACAGAGCCCUUCUCCAACGGCAGCAGCAGCAGUGACCCGCAGGAUCUGACGGCGCUGGCCAAGGAGCUACGUGCGGUGGAGGACGUGCGGCCGCAGCACAAAGCCACGGACUACUCGUCCUCCAGCGAGGACUCGGGCACCACUGAUGAUGAGGACGACGAGGAGGUGGACCAGGAGGCCGGAGAGGACUCGACGUCUGGCCCUGAGGACUCCCGCGCCGGCUCGUCCAGACUCAGUAAUGGAGAGACGGAAGCAGCCAAGACCAUGGUUGUCCAAGACAGCGACGCCUCGUCUACGCCGUGCAAAGACAGCACGCUGGUCAUGAGACAGUUCCAGAGAGCAGGGCCAGUGCUGGUGCUGGGCUCAGGCUGGAGUCCCAGUGCUGUAGAGACUGGGCCGAGGAGCUGCAUUAGGGGUCUGCCUGACCUGCUCCAGCAGUCGUCCUCGGCCCCCUGCAGCCCUGCCCUGUCCCCCCUCAGUCCCUCGGACAGAGUCCCCAGCCUAGCAGAGACUCCCACCGUGCCGAAGCACAAGUCUUCCUCGUCGUUCACACCCUUCAUCGACCCGCGUCUCCUGCAGGUCUCUCCAUCCACCGGCAGCGCGCUCAAUAAUGCUGGUUACAGUAAUGAGGCUCGACUGCAGGAGGCUCUGCGGCAGGACGCGUCUCGUAAGGGAUCGGUGGUUAACGUCAACCCUGUCAACACACGGCCCCAGAACGACACGCCAGAGAUACGCAAGUACAAGAAGAGGUUCAAUUCAGAGAUCCUGUGCGCUGCUCUCUGGGGAGUGAAUCUGCUGGUGGGCACGGAGAGCGGUCUCAUGCUGCUGGACCGCAGCGGUCAGGGCAAGGUCUAUCCGCUCAUCAGCCGCAGACGCUUCCAGCAGAUGGACGUUCUGGAAGGACUCAAUGUGCUGGUGACCAUAUCAGGGAAGAAGAAUAAGUUGCGGGUGUACUAUCUGUCCUGGCUGAGGAACAAGAUCCUCCAUAAUGACCCUGAGGUGGAGAAGAAGCAGGGCUGGACCACCGUAGGAGACCUCGAGGGCUGUGUGCACUACAACGUCGUGAAGUACGAGAGGAUCAAGUUCUUGGUUCUGGCUCUGAAGAAUUCAGUGGAGGUGUACGCCUGGGCUCCCAAACCCUACCAUAAAUUCAUGGCUUUCAAGUCCUUUGGUGAUCUGGUGCACAAGCCGCUGCUGGUUGACCUCACGGUUGAAGAAGGCCAAAGAUUAAAGGUCAUCUACGGGUCGUGCUCUGGCUUUCAUGCAGUGGAUGUGGACUCAGGAGCCGUCUACGACAUCUAUCUGCCGACUCACAUCCAGAGCAGCAUCCAGUCGCACGCCAUCAUCAUCCUGCCCAACACGGACGGCAUCGAGCUGCUGGUGUGCUACGAGGACGAGGGCGUGUAUGUCAACACCUACGGCCGCAUCACCAAAGACGUGGUGCUGCAGUGGGGCGAGAUGCCCACCUCCGUCGCUUAUAUCCGCUCUAACCAGAUCAUGGGCUGGGGAGAGAAGGCCAUAGAGAUCCGCUCGGUGGAAACAGGACACCUGGAUGGAGUCUUCAUGCACAAAAGAGCACAGAGACUCAAGUUUCUGUGUGAGAGAAAUGACAAGGUGUUCUUCGCCUCGGUGCGUUCCGGAGGAUCCAGUCAGGUGUACUUCAUGACGCUGGGACACACCUCUCUGCUCAACUGGUGAAGAAGCGUGGGGUCUCUGGACGAGAUCGGCCUGACACACACACACACACACACUGAGGACGGCUCCAGUGUCUACAGUAUUAUUGCUAGUCUGUGUAAAUGUCUUUCUCUAGAGUGUAAUCAAACCUGACUCCACUGAGAGGAACACUGCUGUCGUGUCUCGCUCACACAGUGCUCAAACACUCAAUGCAUUGUUUUGUCAUGUAUCUUUUAUUUAUGGCUUGUAUUUAUUUCUAGGGUUUUGUAGUUCCAGUAGCGUAGAGGAUCCCUGAGAGCUGUCUCUGUGAGGAAGUGACCGCUGCGUUUGGCUCAUCAAACAUUAGUCUGUUUAAUGCCGUCUGUCCUGUGGUCUCUUUCAUCAUCUUGUCUGCUCUCAUGCCGCCUCUUCUCUUUUCCGUUCAGUUUUUACAGUCUCUUAUCCUCUUUUUCUUCUGCCAUGUGUCGGAUGGCCGUGGCCUCCUUCCUGUUGUUUGAAUUGUGCUUCAGAAUGACGAGUGAAGGUGUUUAAAUCAGGCUGUUUAACAAACAUCUGAACUGCAUCCAAAGCUCAGACCUGACCAUCAUUAUGUUCUGAGGAGCGUCUUUGAGAAACUCGGAGUGAAACUAGUUCUGCCUUUUCAUGCAUUGGACCUGGAAACUGAAUCUGAACUGUCCACUCAACAUCCAGACCACAAACCGCCAUCAUAAAACGGACAUUUGAAUCGUUUUGUACGGUUUUUCAUGUGCUUGACCAAUGAAUUUUAGAGAUAGGUGUAUGUCAUCACCAUCACAAACGCAGGAGUACAGAUCCCUGUGAUGAAACACUACUUUCUGUGAGAUGUGAAAGACCUCUGAUUAUUCUGAGUCGAACUGAACUGUGUUUGUUAAAUGAAAGGCAGGACUGAGCAGUCGAGCGAUUGAACCAAAUGAAAGCAGUCCAGAGACGCUUCCGCUGCCCCUGCCUCUGUUCUGUCUUCUCUUCCUGUUGUUAGAGUUUACACACACACACACACAUCUACUGGAUGAUGUCUGUUCUGGUUACUGUUUACUUAAUCUCUCCACACACACUAUAGAUUUAUAUGCUCUAUAAGUUCUAUAUUUGUUUCUUGUGUUAUUUAGCAUUAGAUCAUAUUAAGAUUUCAGCGAAGCUGCUGAACUUUCAGUGAGAUUCAUGGUAAGCAGAAGGUGAAUCGUGCCGAUGUCAAACAGUAAGAGUGAAGCAAACGUUUAGAAAAGACGCAAAAUGAAAACUGUUUUGUUUUUAAGCUUUAUCUUUGAGAGUCUGUCAGAUCUUCACCUGAUAUAGUGACCUGAAAUACAUUCAGCUGGACAAAAGAAGAGCCUAACGAAGCAAAGCUGAGUAAAUCUAACGUUCAUUACUGUGUUUGAGUAUUUCAGGCAUCAUUCCUGUAGGUUAGCGGGUGAUAAUGAUGGAUGGUGUUUCCUCGGUGCUGCUG
Molecule: messenger RNA, 4893 nt
Organism: Carassius carassius (crucian carp)
Lineage: Eukaryota; Metazoa; Chordata; Actinopteri; Cypriniformes; Cyprinidae
Product: mitogen-activated protein kinase kinase kinase kinase 4-like
Exons: 27
Coding region: 189-3458 (1089 amino acids)
Biological process (GO): protein phosphorylation
Molecular function (GO): ATP binding; protein kinase activity
Source: RefSeq, a predicted model, not a curated record